CUAGCCCUCAGCCACCGACCAGCCAGUCAACGGCCCGUUGGCGAAGACUGGACAUCACCGCUCGCACACUUUUUUCGCCUUUUUGUUUGAUUUCCAGUUUCUGCCCCGUCUGCUGCGUCUGCAUCUUUCAUGCUCCAGGAAUCCACCUCUCUUUAGAUCUCUGGCCUAAAUGUCCCUGCCUUGGGAGGCUCGUCAUUGACCUCUUAUCCCGACACGCUCUCCAAUCAGCACUCAGGCACUGGUGGGCGCGCUGUAACGCACCGAUACCCUCACCAUCUUCAAUUCCAAACACCCCUCCUUCACCUUUGUUCCCUUCCUUUCUGGACUGUCCGUUUAGUUCUUCCUUCCUCCGGGAACCUGUCUUAAUCUGUCUAGCUGUUCCGAGCAGAACGACUUGCUACGACAUUACGCCCUCAUCACGCAAGCCGUGCUGCUGCUCUUCUAGUAUCGAUCCAUUCAUCGGUCCAUACACCACCGUACCCACUGAACCCCUCCCAUACCUCGAAGCAGUUCCGCGCUCUACUACUUUCACGCACUUCUUCUGUUAAGGCCAGGUCGCUUGGGUCGAUGUCGCCCGUUGCUGCCUGCGUCGCAUGGAGGUCCAGAUCCCUUCUCCGUCUGUUUUCUUGAGAAAGUCUCCCGUCAUUACCCCCGCGCCGCUGGUCCCGCCGAAGAAGUCGGCCAUCGCAAAGCAGAAGACCAAUCCUCCUCCCAAAUCCCUCAACAAAUCCGUUCAAGAUGGGGCGGUGACGAAACCGAAGCAGAGCAAGAGUCGAAAUGGUUGUAUGACGUGCAAGAAGAAACGGUUAAAAUGCGACGAGACAAAACCCUCUUGUGCCCAAUGUCAGAAGAGAAGCGUGGUGUGCGAAGGCUACAAGAAGGACUACAAGUGGAGGACGUUUGAGGAAACCACUUUUGCCUCCCGGCCUACCGCGAAGAGGAAAGCAUUUCGUUCCAACUCCCUGUCACCAAGUCACGAUGUCGCCAUACCCCUUGAUAUCGCUGGCGGUGGGAGACCGGAUGCCAGACAGACAAAUCUGGAAGCCGCUCAACCUGCUCAGACGUGGUCCCCAGGCCUUCAUUCCGCCUUCGAGACUGCCGCUCAUGCAUUUCAGGACAAGGCCGACGCUCACCCUCGUCCUCAUGGGUCAGUGUCUAGUCCGAAGCUGAAGAUCGAGAGGCAGUUAGGCAGGGACCAUUCGCCACCUCUAAAUCUCACUACUCCGGAUUCAAUCUUCAUGCCUGCUUUCGAGACGGAAGGCAUGUCGCCCGGUCUGACAUUUGGCGACUCGGUUGAUCCGUAUAGCCUGACCACAACGACGACAAGCUCCUCUGUCAACGACAGCAAUAGUGCUAGGUCGUUCUCCUCCGGCUCCCCCCAACUUCUUGACCUUAUGGCUCCCUCGGGAUCGGAAAUGAAUCAGCUAUCUGAUCCCUGCGAGCUCCAGCAACAAAUGUCUCUCGACGUCAACAUUCCUACGGAAGAUGACUUUGAUGAAGAGAUAAUCAGGUCGGAUGCCAUCGCCUCAUCUGCCGCGAUGUGCGCUAUGCAAAUUCCCACACCUUUGUCAAUGCUCGAACCCAGCUUUUCCAAUACUGCAUUUCAAGCUUUCCGUGCGUCUUCUCCUACCCCUAGCGAGACCUCUACAGCAUCUUCCAAAUCCAGCGAUAUGACGAUCCUCGCACAGCCCUCUCUUGACGCCUCGUCACCAGAGAUGCUGAUGCUUCGCUUCGACAAGCAGACUUGUGGCAUCUUAUCCGUCAAGGACGGUCCUACGGAGAACCCCUGGCGGACAUUGAUUUGGCCUUUGGCUCGAGAAUCUCCUGCUCUGUACCAUGCCAUUUCAUCCAUGACCGCAUUCCACGGGGCCCAUGAGAUUCCGAACCUGCACGUGCCAGGCAUGGCACACAUGACAAAAGCUAUCAAACGCCUGGCUUUUGAGAUCGAGAACAUGCGACUCGAUUCGGCACUGGCAACUUCAUUGGCACUGGCAUUCAGCGAAGGCUGGGAUCGACAUGUUAGCACUGGUGUCCAGCAUCUCCGUGGCGCAAAGGUCAUGGUCAACAACGCCGUCAUCAGGCACCGGCGUGACAUGCAGAUGGGGCAGAUGACAACCCAAGAUGCCAACAGACUCAAGUUUCUUUGCAACACCUUUGUCUACAUGGAUGUGAUUGCUCGGUUGACGUCACUGGAAGAAGCUCCCGACCUCAAUUUCGAGGAGAUCCUCGCCACCGUCAACUCUCCAUUUGGAGAUCAAGUCGAGGUCGACCCGCUCAUGGGCUGUGCCACGACUUUAUUCCCGCUGAUGGGCCGCGUCGCUAAUCUCAUACAACGAGUCCGCAAGACCGAGUCGAAUUCGCUCACCAUCAUCUCCACCGCCAUGGAGUUGAAAGAGCAACUUCAGCAAUGGCAGGUGCCCAGCGUUUUGAUCUUCGAGCGGCCGGAGGAUCCGAAUUCAGAGGUUCAGCACUCAGUUCAGACCGCGGAAGCCUACCGAUACGCUACGUUGCUCUAUCUACACCAAGCUGUCCCAGAAAUUCCCAGCGAUCCAGCGGCAUCCCUGGCCAAGAAAGUCCUGGUGACCUUGGCGUCCGUCCCCCUGUCCUCAAGGGCAACCAUCGUCCAGAUCUUCCCUCUUUUUGCAGCAAGCUGCGAGGUCACCGACCCGGACGACAGGAGUUGGGUGAUGCAACGCUGGCAAGCUAUGAUCCGGCGUCUAAAGAUUGGCAAUGUGAACUCGUGCUGGCGCGUUGUCCAAGAGGUCUGGACUCGCCGGGACGCGUACGAGGAUGAAAAGUCGAACAGACUGCUCAGACAAUAUGCAAGUCGUGGAGUGCCAGGGGGUAAUUUCGUUCCUCCUGUCCUUGACAUGCCGCCGGCGUUGAAGAGAAAGGCCCACACGGUGGAUUCUCUGGGCAUGGGAGACGACAGGCCUUUCAGCCAUGGCCCCUACCAAGCUCAGGGCCUGCAGAGCAGCGGACCAGAAGAGGUUGAUGCCACAGGCAGGCCGGUCAAACGCCGCCAAACGUUCGACUCAGUGGGGAGCGGAAGUGGCAUGUCGGCUGUGUCAGUGACAAUGCCACCUCCUCCAAUCUCCCUCCCUCGGCGACAUACGAGCGACAUCAUGUCACCAGAUCAACUGGAACCCGAAUACACCGUGCGAGGGCAGUUGCAUUGGUUGGGCGUUAUGUCGGACUGGCAAUGGGAAGUUUUUCUCGGUUGAUUUUGCUUCCUUCUGAGUCGAAUGCCUCUUGCUGAGCAACGCCUUGCCACCGGGGCUUGACGACCGAUGAUCUCUCUGAUGUUGCCGCGGGUCUUUUCCGACCUGGUGAUGAUGGAGAGUGGUGGACUUUACAGUGCUUUUGGAUAUCCGAUUCUCGGUUCCUUUUCCGACGCUAGGAAAGCUGAGAUUCACACUCCCAUGUUCUCUCCUCACACUGGCAAGAUCCAUCCAUCUGAAUUCGGGCGAUUUCUCUCUCUCGCUCCCAUCGACGCUCUCGCUCCGAACACUACUCCUCCUCGAGUCGGUGUCGCUUCCGCUGUUGCGGCUCCCGGGCCCAGGAUGGUCGACACUGGCGAGGUAAUUCCGCAUGCUUGCGGUAUACUCGUCGAGUUCGGCGCUGUGGGUCAAUUUUGACAUGGGAAUUGGUUCGAGAGGUGCGCCGGAUGUUGGAUGCGGGCUCGGGCCCUGCACAAUGGUCUGGCUCUUGCUGCGCUUGCUCGCAGGAUGGGGAGCCGUUGAAGUUGUCAUUUUGGGUUUUUUUUGGGUCCGUUGGAUGGGUUAUGUGCCUGUCCUAGGAAAGUCCUGUUGUUGAAAAAUAUCUGGAUUGAACCAAGUUGGUGGUUAGUUGGGUUUGUGUGCUGUGGGCGGGACGACUGUGAUGACUUUUGAUGCUCUACGGCUAUGAUCGACGAAGCGCUUGCGAUUUCAAUGGAGUAUUUGGGUUUUGUGCCUUGCUUUCGUGCGGGACUUGGGUUCUGAGCCUGUGACAAUGCAGCACCGGGGUUCAAGUUCCAGCCUUGUCCGGGCGUUCUUGCAGCUUUGGUGUCGCCGAAGUCGGGGCUUCAGUUGCGAAAAUGGGGUUAUGUUCUCACGAGCAAGGCGUUUUUCGGAGACUGGAGCUGAAUUUUUGGGGGGGACUGGUGGAUCGGGGGCUAUGUAUUUGCAGGGAAUGGAUGUGGUGCAACCUGGUACAAGUUUUAACAAACGGCGUGAGAGGCGAUCGUAGGAGUGAGAUGCCGUCGGUAAGGGUUUCUGUUCAGGGGAUCGUGGGCGUAGUAGUUGAUAUGCGACCGGGAAAGAAACAGACCGCCAGGCCCGUCAUCUGGAUUUCUCCUCGUUUGUUGCUGUGGACGGUUGUUUUGAUUGGACAACCCCCAGAAAAAG
Messenger RNA from Cladophialophora immunda, 4388 nucleotides. RefSeq lists its product as uncharacterized. Gene Ontology annotation, biological process: positive regulation of transcription by RNA polymerase II. The record is from RefSeq and is a predicted model, not a curated record. The coding region runs from base 594 to 3224 and encodes 876 amino acids. Lineage: Eukaryota; Fungi; Ascomycota; Eurotiomycetes; Chaetothyriales; Herpotrichiellaceae. Gene Ontology annotation, cellular component: nucleus. Gene Ontology annotation, molecular function: zinc ion binding; DNA-binding transcription factor activity, RNA polymerase II-specific; transcription cis-regulatory region binding. The transcript is spliced from 3 exons.